AUGCUUAUCUUUUCUUUUAUUUCGUCUCAUCGCCAUUGCUUCAUCUCUAUUAAUAUCUUUCUAUAUCUUUACGUGAUUUACAUCCCUCCUCUCUCUUUCAAUAUUUUCUUUCUCCUCUCUCACUCUUUUAAAUAUUUCCGUUCAGUCUCCACUCUCUCUCUUUUUAUCUUUCUCCUCUCUCUUUCAAUUAUUCCUUUCCUUCUCUCUAUUUUUAGAAAUCUUUCCUUUCCUUCUCCUUUCUCUAUUUCAAUAUUUCAUUUCCUUUUCCCCCCUCUCUCUCUCUCUUUCAAUCUUUCCUUUCCUUUCUCUCUCGUAAAUAUUUCCUUUCCUUUUCUUCUCUUUCUAUCUUUACUUUCCUUCUCCCCCUCUCUUGCUCUUCCAAACUUUCCUUUCCUUUUUUUUUUCAUUUUCUUCUCUCAUUUUUUAAAAAAAAAAUCCUUUCUUUCUUCUCUCUCUGUUUUUACACUUUCUUUCCUUCUCCCCCACCUCUCUCUUUUCACUUUCCUUCUCCCCCACCUCUCUCUCUUUUCACGCUUUCCUUCUCCUCCCUCUGUCAGUAUUUCCUUUCCUCGUCUUCUCUACUCCUCUCAGACAAUUUCUUUCAAACAUUCUCUCUCUUUCAAAAUCUUCUUAUUCUUUCUCUUUAUCUCCCUUAACCUUUCCUCUCACCCCUCUCUUUCAAUCAUUUACUCUCACUUCACUCUCUCUCCCGCUCUCUCUCUAUCUCUAUCUCUCUCCUGCAUCCCCCCUCUUUAUUCGAUUAAACUAUACGCAUUUUCCAAAUCGAUCACAAAAUACACAUGUUGCAAAAACAUCCGUUUUUAA
This is a messenger RNA of Acanthosepion pharaonis, 825 nucleotides long. The record is from the annotation of a GenBank genome assembly. Lineage: Eukaryota; Metazoa; Mollusca; Cephalopoda; Sepiida; Sepiidae.